This is a messenger RNA of Coccinella septempunctata (seven-spotted ladybird), 3097 nucleotides long. RefSeq lists its product as uncharacterized. Lineage: Eukaryota; Metazoa; Arthropoda; Insecta; Coleoptera; Coccinellidae. The transcript is spliced from 2 exons. The record is from RefSeq and is a predicted model, not a curated record. Bases 533 to 3097 code for a protein of 854 amino acids.
UUAAACGAUAUAGUAAUUCGAUGAAUUACAGAAGGGACAUUGAAGGGAUUAGCAAUAUUUAUGCAUUUUUACUAAGUAUUGACCAGCUGUCCGGGGAGAAAGGAGUACUGAGGCCAGGGAAUGAUGGGAGCUCUGUGGUUUCAGACGUCGUUGUGUCAACCUGAAAGUUGUGUUUUUGUUUGUUGUAUUCUGUGGCUUUUGACAUUGAUUGAUGUAUUUGACGUGAUUAUAAAAAAAAAAAGGAUUUUUGGACGAUUAUUGAAUAGAAGAACAAUUGUGUCGAUUUUGGACUUUUUCGCUCAUAUUAGUUGAUGCCUGCUUGUUUUGAUUUUAGUUCUAUCAACAGAUGUUAAAUUUGUUACCUAAUAACUCUCUGUUUUCCGAGUCCUGAGGAAGGUCCAUACCUGGACCGAAACGUCGACUGAUGGAAUAAAAGAGAAGAUCAGAAAAAUUUUUCAUCCAUUCCCAUAACCCCUUAUUCUAAUUGUACGAUAUAUAUAUAUUGGGAGUUAAAUUACUUUGAGUAUUAAGCAUGGGGUUCUAUGCAGAGGUCCAAACACAAUAUGGACUUGCUUCUGUUAAGAACUUGAAAUCUUGGGCAUCAUUGAACAUCAAGCUGGCUCCCCUUAAGAAUCGGAGAGUGUUCCUUUUGGAGUGCAAACGGCAAGGUCUUCUACCUAAACACAUAUCCUGUAACAUGAAGUACCUGUAUGGUUCAGCAACGGAUUCCAUAUCUGCUGGACAGGUGGAGUGUAUGAAGGCUAAGACUGUUCGGCAUGUUCUUCUGUUCGAAAUUAAGACAACAGUUUCCAAAAUAAGGAGGAUGGAAGACGAGUUAUCCAGGGUGUGGCAGACUUUGGUGGAUACGCUUCCAUGUGAUAUGUUGGACCAGUUUCACAACCGUCAACUUAAGAAGUACACUGAUCGGUUCCGGUUGAUACGCGAUAACAAUGUUAGAAAACUCACUAAGUUAAUAAGUGAACAACUCAGUAAAGUCCAACCCCAGAAAGAAUGGGUUAAGAAUAUAAGUUCCGUUGCAGUCCCAGAGAGAGUUCUCAAUUUCCUGGCCCUGGGUCCUAAGUUUGGCAUUGAAAUCCCCAGGAAUGAGGUCUCAAUUCAGAAAUUGUUGGCUGAUAUUGAGUUUACAAUCGGUAUGAAUGAAUCACUUAAUGAUGAAGGCAAGAACAUUUUCCGAUCACUAGCUGCGAACACUAUUACCAAUUACGUUCGAUCGAACAGAGGAACCAAUAAUGUAUUCCAGAAUGAGUUCUAUUACUGCAAGAGAUACCUAAAGGAUCAUCAGGAUUUGUUGGUCAUGCAAUCGGAUAAGGGCAAUGUUACUGUUUUGAUGGAUAGAUCUCAAUAUGUUGACCUAUCCCGAGAGAUCCUUGAAGAUGACAAUCACUACAAAAUAUUACCUAGAGAUCCCACUACGUCCAUGCAAACAAAGUGCAAUUCAUUGGUGAAAAAUUUGGUCAACAAAGGGUAUAUAACAGAGUCUGAAGGGAAACGUUUAUAUAAUUACAAUGCCGUACCAGCCAGAUUCUAUGGCCUCCCGAAAAUUCAUAAGCCCACCUUAACCCUGAGACCCAUUGUUUCGUUUAUUAAUACUCCAACAUCCAAGUUAUCAAUUUACAUGGCUGAUAUAUUGGCUAGAACUCUUGCUGCCACAGAAGAUAGAUAUUUUGUCAAGGACUCCUUUUCCUUUGCGGAAUUUGCUAAAGAUCUUCAGAUACCAGAUAAUUACGUACUGAUAAGUUUAGACGUAGUUUCUUUAUUCAGCAAUAUUUCUGUUGACUUGGUGAUCUCGGCCAUUGAGAGUCGGUGGACAGAUAUUGAACAACACACUUCCAUUCCCAAAGAUGAGUUCAUUUCCAUGGUGAAAUUCCUUUUCUCUUCGAACUAUUUCCUUUUUGAUGGGAAAUUCUAUUCACAGAUACUGGGCUCCCCCUUGGGCUCCAAUUUCAUUCCAGCCAUUGCGAAAAUAGUUAUGAUAUUUCUUUUGGAUUUGAUACUGGCUAACUUACCAUUUUAUAUUCCUUUCUUGAAAGGAUACGUAGACGACCUGAUCACUGCUGUUCCAAAGGAUCAAGUGACUUACACCCUCCGGAAAUUUAACGAAUGUGAUGAGUUUAUCAAGUUCACCCUUGAGGAGGAAACAUUGGGCAGUGUUCCCUUCUUGGACACCAAGGUCAUCAGAACAAAUGAUAAUAACAUUAUACUAGACUGGUAUAGGAAGCCCACGAGUUCAGGCCGUUACAUCCAUUUUCUGUCAAAUCACCCUUCCAAACAGAAGAUCAACUUGAUUCUAGGACUAAAAAGUCGCAUUGAAAGAAUAGUACACCCAACGAAACGAGAGGCCAACUUGAAUGUCCUUUUUCAGUUAAUGAGGAAUAAUGGAUAUCCGAGGGGACUACUUUCACGGUUAAUUUACAACUCAUCGCCCUCUGGACAGCCACAGAGGGUGAGGGAAGGAAUGUCUGAUGGUGUUGUGCCUACAGUGGAGAGCGCCUCCGCCACUUUGGAACUCAGAAGAGAUGGUUUGAAGUUUUCGUCUAUUCCUCUGAUAGAGGGUGUAACUGGGUCAUUGGUGAGGUUGCUUAAGACAGACACAAUAAAAGUGUUGGCAAGAAAUGAGUUCAGGGUCAAGAAAUUAUUCAGCAGGGUCAAAGACAAGAUGGAUGUGCUUAAGAUGAGUGGGGUAGUGUAUGGUGUUCCAUGUGCAUCUUGUGGUGAAAUUUACGUUGGACAGACAUCUCAACAAUUGAAGAAGAGACUCACACAACAUAAGAGUGAUGUUAAGAAUCCAAGCAAGGCAUGUGCCCUGGCAGAACAUGUGAGAAGUAGUGGCCAUCAAAUGAAUUACAACGCAGCGAAAGUGUUGGAAUGUGAAAACAAUCUCAAGAAGCGGACCUUUUUGGAGAUGUGUCACAUUAAACGACAUAGUAAUUCGAUGAAUUACAGAAGGGACAUUGAAGGGAUUAGCAAUAUUUAUGCAUUUUUACUAAGUAUUGACCAGCUGUCCGGGGAGAAAGGAGUACUGAGGCCAGGGAAUGAUGGGAGCUCUGUGGUUUCAGACGUCGUUGUGUCAACUUGA